CCAAGUCGAGCUCGUUUCCUCUCCACCUCACCCCAGAUCCUAAUUAAGCUCCAUACUUCUAAUUCUUUCUCGUAGCAUCAUACCAGCUCCAGGAAAUGGUGUUCUCCUACAAGGUGGCCAAUGCUUCCGAGUACUUAGCCAUCACUGGCUAUGGCAUCAGUGACGUGAAGCUUGCCAAGAAGGGAUGGAUCCUCCCAGGCCAAUCAUGCACUGUCUUCGACGUCUCCCCUGUCAACUACACCUUCGAGGUACAGGCGAUGAGCGCCGAGAAGCUCCCCUUCCUCCUCCCUGCCGUCUUCACCAUUGGCCCUCGUGCCGAUGACCCCGAGAGCCUUAUGAAGUAUGCCAAGCUCAUCUCCCCCCAUGACAAGCUCUCCAACCACGUCAAGGAGCUCGUUGAGGGCGUCAUCGAGGGCGAGACACGAGUCCUCGCUGCCUCCAUGACCAUGGAGGAGAUCUUCAAAGGCACCAAGUCGUUUAAACAAGAAGUGUUCGAGAAAGUCCAGCUGGAGCUCAACCAGUUUGGCCUCUUGAUCUACAAUGCUAACGUUAAGCAAUUGGUGGAUGUGAGAGGCCAUGAGUAUUUUAGCUACCUUGGGCAGAAGACGCAGCAGGAGGCGGCAAACCAGGCGAAGGUGGACGUCGCAGAGGCGAGGAUGAAGGGGGAGAUCGGGGCGAAGCAGAGGGAGGGAAAGACGCUGCAGAAUGCAUCCAAGAUCGAUGCGGAGACGAUGGUGUACUCGAAGCAGAGGGAGGGGGAGGGAAGGAAGGAGGAGGUGAGGGUGCGGACGGAGGUGAAGAUUUUCGAGAAUAACAGGGAGGCCGAGGUGGCGGAGGCGGAUGCGGAGUUGGCGAAGAGGAAGGCAGAGUGGGCGAAGGGAGCGCGGGUGGCGGAGGUGGAGUCGGAGAAGGCGGUGGCGAUACGAGAGGCGGAGCUGCAGAUGGAGGUGGAACGGAGGAACGCGAUGCGGCAGACCGAAAAGCUCAAGGCAGAGAAACUCAGCCAGGCCAUAGUUGAUUAUGAGAUGAAGGUCCAAGAGGCGAACUGGAAGCUGUAUAAGAAACAGAAGGAAGCUGAAGCCCAGUUGUAUGAACAAGAGAGGGCAGCUGAAGCUCGUAAGGCCACAGCAGAAGCAGCAUUCUUUGCUCGCCGGCAGGAGGCUGAGGGGGAGCUCUAUGCAAAGAAAAAGGAGGCUGAAGGCUUGGUCACACUCGCAGAAGCCCAGGGCAUCUACCUGCGCACAUUGCUAGAUGCCUUGGGAGGGAAUUAUGCUGCUUUAAGGGACUAUCUGAUGAUUAAUGGUGGAAUGUACCAGGAAAUUGCAAAAACAAAUGCUGAUGCAGUGCGUGGGCUACAGCCAAAGAUCAGUAUAUGGACAAAUGAUAGAGAGGCAUCCGAUGGAGGGGCGAUGAAGGAGGUGGCAGGGGUGUAUCGUAUGCUACCGCCAUUGUUCAAGACGGUGCAGGAACAGACAGGUAUGCAGCCACCUGCAUGGAUGGGCAACCUUAAUGACGACGCAUCUACUAAUUGAUUGUGCAAAACACAAAUGUAUGUGUAGGUAUGUUUAAUAAGAUUGUUCGUGUGUUUGUUGUCGAUGAUUUUAAGGUUCGCAUUUUAUUCCAGUUGAUUCUGUAAACCACAAAUGCAUGUGUAAGUAUGUUUCAUAAGAAUGUUCGUAUACAUUUGUUGCUGUUUAUUUCAAUUAGUUGACUGUAAAGGCCGAAGAGGCAACUGUUUCAUCUCAGACAACAUUAAGCUCUAGAGCUGGUGUCAUGCUCUGACUGGAAGACAAGGUCAGCUUUUGAAGCCAUAUUAGAUGGACCAUAUUAAGACAGGAGUUGGAGCGCAUUGCUACAAUCUACAUGGAAUAUUACUAGUUCCACUGCAUCUACCGUCCGACAGACAAGCUGGAAAGGCAGGAUACUGCUUGAGAUGACAGAUGCACUCUAAUAGUUUGCCAAGCAAUGAAAAGUGAUGUCAGUAGCUUGUAUAUAAGUGAUGGUAUGGAGAGAGAAUGAUAAAGGUCAGCCAUCAAAUCUCCUGGUUUAUAGGAGCAGUUUAUUUCCAUGAUCACUCAAAGUCAUUGUGCUCGGUGGUGUCUGCUCUUUUUCUUUGAUUAAAAUGUUUGAUUUCACUUUGUUUACUGUUUUAUUUCCAAAUGGUUUGAUGACAUUAUUGUUAUUAUAAAGCAUCAUCUCCUUUUCCUAUCUUUGUCUGUGUGUUCUAUUUACACUCUGUUUCCAAACCAUGAAAACCGGCUUUCAGAAUUCCUGAUGCAAAAGGCGUGAGGAUUCGAUCAGGAUCAGUUUGUUCCUGUAUUGCUUUCGUGACAGAAUUUUAGUGCUACAGCAGAUCAGCAGCUUCAAAUAAUUAUAUCAAUAAUUUGAUGGUAUCACAGAUAUAAUUUCAAGUGAUACUAGGGCCUCAGCAAUAUGCCAUGUAUGCAUACUACUGUCAGGAAUAGAUAGAGAAAUUGUGCCUCAGUAUAGUGCUGUUCUCUGGUUGUCGAUGCAAAGGACGUGGGUCUGAAUCCUGCCUUCACCAUAGAACACAGUCUCAAUGACAUCUGAAGGGCUUUGCCUAUCUUUCUUCUCAA
Phoenix dactylifera (date palm) is the source of this 2597-nucleotide messenger RNA. RefSeq names its product flotillin-like protein 3. Lineage: Eukaryota; Viridiplantae; Streptophyta; Magnoliopsida; Arecales; Arecaceae. The record is from RefSeq and is a predicted model, not a curated record. Gene Ontology annotation, cellular component: plasma membrane raft; plasma membrane.